Messenger RNA from Mobula hypostoma (lesser devil ray), 3762 nucleotides. Its product is annotated as zinc finger protein 229-like. Gene Ontology annotation, biological process: regulation of transcription by RNA polymerase II. Lineage: Eukaryota; Metazoa; Chordata; Chondrichthyes; Myliobatiformes; Myliobatidae. The record is from RefSeq and is a predicted model, not a curated record. The coding region runs from base 1 to 1257 and encodes 418 amino acids. The transcript has 2 exons. Gene Ontology annotation, molecular function: DNA-binding transcription factor activity; RNA polymerase II cis-regulatory region sequence-specific DNA binding.
AUGCGUAUCGUUCGGCCCGUGAUGGAUAGGCAGGUUCACACUGGGGAAAUGCCGUACACCUGCUCAGACUGUGGGAAGGGAUUUCCUCACCCAUCUCACCUGGAAAGGCAUCAACGUGUUCACACAGGUGAGCGGCCUUUCACCUGUUCAGAAUGUGGGAAGGCAUUCACUCAGUCGUCCAGCCUUCAGGCACACCUGCAGUUUCACACUGGGGAGAGGCCGUUCACCUGCUCAGACUGUGGGAAGGGAUUCACUCGGUCAUCUGAUCUCCUGGCACACCAGUCAGGUCACACUGGGGAGAGACCGUUCACCUGCUCACACUGUGGGAGGGGAUUUAAUCGGUCAUCCAACCUCCGGAAGCACCAGUAUGUUCACACUGGGGAGAGGCCGUUCAUCUGCCCAGAUUGUGGGAAGGGAUUCACUAGGUCAGCUGACCUGCGGGCACACCGGUCAAUUCACACCGGAGGGAGGCCAUUCACUUGCUCAGACUGUGGAAAGGGAUUCAUUGAGUCAUCUCAACUGAAGGUACAUCAGCGAGUUCACACUGGGGAGAGGCCGUUCACCUGCUCAGACUGCGGGAAGAGGUUCACAAGGUCAUAUUACCUCCUGCUACACCAGUCAGUUCACACUGGGAAGCUGCCAUUCACCUGUUCAGACUGUGGGAAGGGGUUCAGUAGAUCACAUGACCUCCUCUUACACCAGUCAGUUCACACUGGGGAGGCAGCGUUCACCUGCGCGGAUUGCGGGAAGGGAUUCACCCGGUUAUCUCGCCUGUUGGCGCACCAGUGGGUUCACACUGGGGAGAAGCAAUUCAUCUGCUCAGAUUGUGGGAGGGGAUUUUCUCACUCGUUUAAUCUGAAGGCACACCAGCGAGUUCACACUGGGGAGAGGCCGUUCAUCUGCUCUGAAUGUGGGAAGGGGUUCACUCGGACAUGUGACUUACUAGCACACCAGAGAGUUCACACCGGGGAGAGGCCGUUCCACUGUUCAGACUGUGGGAAGAGAUAUACUCAGGCAUUUCAUCUGAAGGUACACCAGCGAAUUCACACUGGGGAGAGGCCAUACACCUGCUCUGAAUGUGGGAAGGGAUUCACAACGUCAUUUGCCCUAAAAUCACAUCAGCGGGUUCACAGUGGGGAGAGGCCAUUCACCUGCUUUGAAUGUGGGAAGGGAUUCACUUGGUCAUCCAACCUGAUAAAACACCAGAGAGUUCACAGGGUUGAGGGGGCGUUGAACCCUUCUGUGUCUGGGAAAUAGAAACAUAGAAAACAUAGAAAAUAGGUGCAGGAGUAGGCCAUUCGGCCCUUCGAGCCUGCACCACCAUUUAUUAUGCUCAUGGCUGAUCAUCCAACUCAGAACCCCGCCCCAGCCUUCCCUCCAUACCCCCUGACCCCUGUAGCCACAAGGGCCAUAUCUAACUCCCUCUUAAACAUAGCCAAUGAACUGGCCUCAACAGUUUGCUGUGGCAGAGAAUUCCACAGAUUCACCACUCUCUGUGUGAAGAAGUUUUUCCUAAUCUCGGUCCUAAAAGGCUUCCCCUCUAUCCUCAAACUGUGACCCCUCGUUCUGGACUUCCCCAACAUCGGGAACAAUCUUCCUGCAUCUAGCCUGUCCAAUCCCUUUAGGAUCUUAUACGUUUCAAUCAGAUCCCCCCUCAAUCUUCUAAAUUCCAACGAGUACAAGCCCAGUUCAUCCAGUCUUUCUUCAUAUGAAAGUCCUGCCAUCCCAGGAAUCAAUCUGGUGAACCUUCUUUGUACUCCCUCUAUGGCAAAGAUGUCUUUCGUCAGAUUAGGGGACCAAAACUGCACACAAUACUCCAGGUGUGGUCUCACCAAGGCCUUGUACAACUGCAGUAGUACCUCCCUGCUCCUGUACUCGAAUCCUCUCGCUAUAAAUGCCAGCAUACCAUUCGCCUUUUUCACCGCCUGCUGUACCUGCAUGCCCACUUUCAAUGACUGGUGUAUAAUGACACCCAGGUCUCGUUGCACCUCCCCUUUUCCUAAUCGGCCACCAUUCAGAUAAUAAUCUGUUUUCCUAUUUUUGCCACCAAAGUGGAUAACUUCACAUUUAUCCACAUUAAAUUGCAUCUGCCAUGAGUUUGCCCACUCACCCAACCUAUCCAAGUCACCCUGCAUCCUCUUAGCAUCCUCCUCACUGCUAACACUGCCGCCCAGCUUCGUGUCAUCCGCAAACUUGGAGAUGCUGCAUUUAAUUCCCUCAUCCAAAUCAUUAAUAUAUAUUGUAAACAACUAGGGUCCCAGCACUGAGCCUUGCGGUACCCUACUAGUCACCGCCUGCCAUUCUGAAAAGGUCCCGUUUAUUCCCACUCUUUGCUUCCUGUCUGCUAACCAAUUCUCCACCCACACCAAUACCUUACCCCCAAUACCGUGUGCUUUAAGUUUGCACACUAAUCUCCUGUGUGGGACCUUGUCAAAAGCCUUUUGAAAAUCCAAAUAUACCACAUCCACUGGUUCUCCCCUAUCCACUCUACUAGUUACAUCCUCAAAAAAUUCUAUGAGAUUCGUCAGACAUGAUUUUCCUUUCACAAAUCCAUGCUGUCUUUGUCCGAUCAUUUCUCCGCUCUCCAAAUGUGCUGUUAUCACAUCCUUGAUAACUGACUCCAGCAGUUUCCCCACCACCGACGUUAGGCUAACCGGUCUAUAAUUCCCCGGUUUCUCUCUCCCUCCUUUUUUAAAAAUUGGGGUUACAUUAGCCACCCUCCAAUCCUCAGGAACUAGUCCAGAAUCUAACGAGUUUUGAAAAAUUAUCACUAAUGCAUCCACUAUUUCUUGGGCUACUUCCUUAAGCACUCUAGCAUGCAGACCAUCUGGCCCUGGGGAUUUAUCUGCCUUCAAUCCCUUCAAUUUACCUAACACCAUUUCCCUACUAACAUGUAUUUCACUCAGUUCCUCCAUCUCACUGGACCCUCUGUCCCUUACUAUUUCUGGAAGAUUAUUUUUGUCCUCCUUAGUGAAGACAGAACCAAAGUAAUUAUUCAAUUGGUCUGCCAUAUCCUUGCUCCCCAUAAUCAAUUCACCUGUUUCUGUCUGCAGGGGACCUACAUUUGUCUUUACCAGUCUUUUCCUUUUUACAUAUCUAUAAAAGCUUUUACAGUCCAUUUUUAUGUUCCCCGCCAGUUUUCUCUCAUAAUCUUUUUUCCCCUUCCUAAUUAAGCCCUUUGUCCUCCUCUGCUGAACUCUGAAUUUCUCCCAGUCCUCAGGUGAGCCACUUUCUCUGGCUAAUUUGUAUGCUACUUCUUUGGAAUUGAUACUAUCCCUAAUUUCUCUUGUCAGCCACGGGUGCACUACCUUCCUUGAUUUAUUCUUUUGCCAAACUGGGAUGAACAAUUGUUGUAGUUCAUCCAUGCAACCUUUAAAUGCUUGCCAUUGCAUAUCCACCGUCAAUCCUUUAAGUGUCAUUUGCCAGUCUAUCUUAGCUAAUUCACGUCUCAUACCUUCAAAGUUACCCCUCUUUAAGUUCAGAACCUUUGUUUCUGAAUUAACUAUGUCACUCUCCAUAUUAAUGAAGAAUUCCACCAUAUUAUGGUCACUCUUACCCAAGGGGCCUAUCACGACAAGAUCGCUAAUUAACCCUUGCUCAUUGCUCAAAACCCAGUCCAGAAUAGCCUGCUCUCUAGUUGGUUCCUCGACAUGUUGGUUCAAAAAACCAUCCCGCAUACAUUCCAAGAAAUCCUCUUCCUCAGCACCUUUACCAAUUUGGUUCACCCAGUCUACAUGUAGAUUGAAGUCACCCAUUAUAACU